UCAUUGCUUCGAGGGGGUCCACACCUGAGGCAGACGCGUGUGAUAUGGUUCAGGCAGAUCGUCCAACCAUGGAGUAAAUAAUCAAAAUCUCCUCCAUACUCCCAGGGCGAUAACCUUCGUUCUGCCGCAAAGUGAUAUUUUAAGGGGGAGGUGGAUUUUAACCUCAACCUUGCAUGCUUCUGCACUGCAGUGGCGACACCCGAGUUCUUGAACAUGCAUAUACGGAUAUAAGGCGAAAGCAACACAACACAAACUUACUUAUUCAGUAAAGCGCGCGAAAUCCAUGUCGGUAUGAUUUUGGUAGGAUAUGCCAACUUGAAGACUUCACGGGUGUCCCGCUGCAUCAGACCGGUCUUAUUCCGACUAUUACUACCCGCGAUUUCCGUAAGUUUCUCGCUGUCCCAACAGAUAGUUGACUUCUGGUGACCUGUGAUACUUCAAAGUAGAAGGAAAUCCUGUUUUAAAAUAUACUAUCGGAAACUAGCUGUAAAACCCUGCAUUGGAUUGGGGUCAAGUCUCGCCCAAACUGUUACUUUUGAGCUGACAACACCCCUUGCAGCUAAUAAGAGUAGCUCCUUAAAGGUUAAGCCUCUUCUAAUCUAUUUUCAAGCUAAAAAUGACAGAGGGAAAAGCAAGACCACUACUCAUUCAGCUUACACGUGGACAUCUUUUGAACUCUACGAUGUUAACGCUGCUCUUACUAGCUACUUUAUUUUUGAUGGGAAAGCAAUGUGAUGCUGCGGAUAGCAUCGCAUCUGGAACGGACCAAGAACCGAAUACACUGAGCUCGUCACAUGAUGAACACGUAGAGAAGAAAGGAUUUGCAAAUAAACCGAGGAGCCUAAAUGAUGAGGCGGAUCUGUUAUUAAGUGAGGAGGAGGUCGAAAGAUUUGAUGAUCAUUUCAUCGAUGAUGACGAAGGGUUUAAUGAGGAGUCUGAGGAUGAAGUCGACAACGAUGCCAUUGUUGACGCGGAUGAGAAUUCGGAAGAGUUAUUAGAUAAAGAUGAUCUCUGGUUAUUUCAGUACGAUCCAGUUGAGGUAGGUCACAUACAAGAUGUAGAAAUGGAGGAUGGUUCGAUGUUAAAGAUGAAGACACUGGCCAUAAACCCACCAAUAUUUGAAAUUAGAAACUUUCUCAGCGCCGAAGAGUGCGAUCAUAUCAAGGCUCUGGCCAUCAGGAAAGGUCUCCAGACCAGUCAAACCGUCCCUGAUAAACCAGACCAGACCGACGAAGAGCUGGAGAGGGUACUGGACUAUUUCGAAGAGCUGGACCAGGACCAGAACGGUCUGAUCAACGGGACCGAGCUCUUUGAAGCCAUCAAGUCGUUUCCAAGCGCACAGAAUUUCAAUCUAACCAUAGAACACGUCGAGGCACUUAUCAAAGAAAAGUUGGACCAUGGCGGCGAUUGCCUUCUCGACGUCGACGAGUUCAUCUACGCCGACACACCGGCCAUGGAAGACGAGAUCGACCGGUGGUUGGCGGUGAUCGGUGACUUGGGUGAGGAAGAGGCCAAGAGAACUCAACCCAGGGUCAGCGAGCAAGCUUGGCUUGACCAGUGGACAACGGAAGAUGAGGUCCUCGUACGACUUCAAGACAGAGUAAUAAGUCUGACGUUACUACCUCCUUCAAUCAUCCAGACAAGUGAACACCUUCAGGUGGUUCGUUAUCAGCCCGGUGGUCAUUAUCAUGCUCAUUAUGACUCGGAAGAAUUCGACGACGACCUCGAGUGUUCACACACCUUCGGCAUCGAAGACAGCGAUGAUGAGAGGAGGUACCGAAGCAAAGACGAUUUCACUGAAAAGAGAUUGUGUAGAUUGGCAACUAUUCUUUACUAUUUGAAUGAUGUUGAAGAAGGAGGCGGCACUGCUUUUCCAGUGGCGGAUAAUGAAACAUUUACUCAAGAGUCUCUGGAUGGCAUAUCGUAUGAUAUCUACGAUCUUUCUAACCAUUGCUACAAAUCUAAUGUAGUCGUACCACCUGAAAAGGGCAAAGCAAUAUUAUGGUAUAAUCACUACUUAGACGAAGAAAAUGGAUGGAUUGGUGAAAACCGAAACCAUUCGUUGCACGGUGGUUGUGACGUCAUCAAGGGAACAAAAUGGAUCGCGAAUAAUUGGAUCACCGUGGACCAUAACGUUGAGAGACAGAUUCUCUUUCACGACCGGUAUUACUCACAUAUCGAUCAGCAGUUUCCGAGUGAAGCCGAAUCCGCCGAACAUUUGUCCGAUGAUGGGACGGAAAUUGACGAGCAGUUCGGGGAUGGUGAUGAUGAUGAAUUCGCGCAGGACGAAGGGUUCGGUUCGGAAACCGGGGAUACCCGAAGAACUACCGAACACACAUCGGACAACGUUGACAUGAAAUCUGAGCAAGAGGGUGGUUUCCACUCGUCCGACCACGCGAAGGAAACUGAAGGACAGGCAGAAAAUUUGUCACACCAUAAAACGAGAGAAAAGUUAGACAAUGACGAAAGUGGAAGAUUAGAUAGUUUCUCAAGUACACAUAAAAGUGGGACGGAAUUCCGUAAGAACGACGAGUUAUAGCAUAGGCGUAUAAAGUCAAGGGUGUCAGCAGAGUAACCCAGGGAGCUCCGGCCCGGAGCUCCCUAGGUUAUCAGCAGAGUAGUUUAUUAUCGAUAGCCAUAACUAUUAAAAUGAAAAGUAAUUCUCAUCACCACUGAAAAUGACAUGUGGGUUUAAGAAAUAGAAAGACAUGACCUGGUUUAAUUUUACCAUCGUUACAAGGGGUUAAUUGGCUGUUUUCAAACAAGGAAUGCAACUUUUCUCGUCACAUGAUUUUAAGCAACAUACAGUCAAAGCUUUAUAAUACGCGAAAUCUUUAUUCUUGCUUAUCUUGUUUUGAAAGUCACACCAAAAAAUAGUUUUUUUACUUGUAGGGGAAAGUGUGGUCCAAACUUUUGACAAUAACAAGGAAAGCACCUAAGGAUCGAAUGUGAUAGCCCUCAUAGCCCUUUUCAAUCUGAAAUCGCGAGUUCAUUUGGAGUUCAAUUUUGCUAGAAAAUUAAACCAGAUUGGGGAGCCAGGACCUCGCAUGAAAUAUCAACCUUUUCUGUUAGAGAUGGCGCUCAAGGAGCCAGUGGGAGGGUUGACCGCCCGUAUGCUUUUUUCAAGUACUGUAGUGAAAAGGAUAAAAAAAUAAAGGGGGAAAGGUGAUACGGAAUUUUGGCGUUCUAUAUUACUCAUGCUAUUAAAUUUAACCCUUUGCGCGCUGAUGUUGCAAUCUUGCAAAUUUGUUCAAAUAAAUUCAACAAUCGUAAUAUUCUCCCUUACCUUGAAAUUAGAUAAGCUAAUAUUUUGUGGGGAUAACAUCUAUAUAAUAAAAAUAAGUAUCAACGGUGCAAUAUGGAAAUCUUGAAUUAAAGAAAGUAUAACAUGGAAGCUAUUGUCAUUAUUAUCCCCAAAAAUUAAUUCACCAUGCAAAGAGUUAAUAGAAUGACGUCACAUCUAGGUCUUCUCCCCCCCCCCCCCCCCCAAUCAGGAGCUAGACCUCGCUUGGUGCUGCCCCAGUUUUUUUUUUAGUAAAUUGAAUGUAACACUGUAAGAUCUCUCAUUCAUCGUGACAUCUAGUUCCCAUCCACUAGAAUUGUCCCUGUCAGGAAAGUUUCUUUUAGUUGUGAAUUGUGAAAUUUCUGCCAUCAGAAACUGAAAAAAAAGUGAUGGCAAGUCGCGACACUCUUAUAUUCUGCAAACACAUGACACUUAGUAUUUGGGUUUGAAAUUAAAGAAGAGAUCCAACGUUUACUCAAAGCCGGCUCCAAAAAGAGGGAAUAUGGGCGUGAAGUAAAGAAAAAAAAAACAAGAGAGAAAAUGGAAGAAAUGGAGGAUAUAAAAAGGAUUAAGGGCCUUUCAUUUUCUAAUACAAUUUUAGUUAAGAAGUAAGAAAUAAGCUAAAGUCACCUUGCACCCCCCCCUUAUAUCAAAACGAACUGGUGCCGCUCCUCAUCAUAUUUGUUAUCAAAACACAUUGGUGAUUAUAUCUGUUUCUGAAAAUCGAGACCUGUUUUUUCUCGGACGCAUUGAAUAAAAAAGAAAAUAAUGCCGAGACAUUUGAAAGCAACGUAGAUAAUAAUCUUGUAUAUAUGUUCAGAAUAUUUAAUUGCGAGUGAGUUCAUUUUAUUCUAGAGUUCCAAUAUUUGGGACGAUAAAAAAAAGUGUUUCGUUUUUAAUGAUGAUCAUUUGGGGAGUGCAAUUCUAAUUUUUAUGACGGGCGUAACCGGUAUGGCCGCUUGCAAAGUGAUUUUACAUAAUUUUAUUUUGCUAUAUGUAGAUAGCAAGCCGGACAGUACUUUUACUACACAGGCAUACAAUAGACUGAAUGAGUACUUCAUUAAAUGUUUUUAUCAUUCCA
Molecule: messenger RNA, 4364 nt
Organism: Lytechinus variegatus (green sea urchin)
Lineage: Eukaryota; Metazoa; Echinodermata; Echinoidea; Temnopleuroida; Toxopneustidae
Product: transmembrane prolyl 4-hydroxylase-like
Exons: 10
Coding region: 617-2539 (640 amino acids)
Biological process (GO): peptidyl-proline hydroxylation to 4-hydroxy-L-proline
Cellular component (GO): endoplasmic reticulum
Molecular function (GO): iron ion binding; L-ascorbic acid binding; procollagen-proline 4-dioxygenase activity
Source: RefSeq, a predicted model, not a curated record